AUGGUUCGUAACGGGUUGCUCCUCUGGUUUGGGAGAAUGUCUAGUACGGUCAAUCCUAGCGGCGAUCAGGGCGAUCAGGUAAUUGCAUCAGCUCGAGCACAAAAAGAAAAUGGUCUUGAUCGCAUAGCUUCACUUAAAGAGGCAGGAGCCGCUGUGAUGGAGUUAGACGUCACGGCAUCAGCAGAAGUCCUCAAUGCAAAAGUUGCAGAAGCAUGGGCAAUGUAUGGGAAAAUUGACGUUCUGGUCAACAAUGCUGCCUACAUUGACGCCGGUGUAUUCGAAGAAAUUGAUGAAGAAUACUUGAUCCAGGCCAUCCGCAGCAAUGCCCUUGGCCCUCUCAACCUGACACGCGCCUUACUUCCAUACAUGCGGGGUAGACGGACUGGGACUAUUCUGUUCAUGUCAUCAGUGGGUGUCUACUAUGGUGCGCCAGGCGCCAGCGCAUACGCAGCCUCGAAGGGUCUACUUGAAGGUCUAGUGCCUAACCUCGGUCUGGAAAUCGAGCCAUUUGGUCUUCGAACCUGCAUGGUCACGCCUGGCUACUUUCGUACUAGUGUCAUGACACCAGGCAACAUUCUGUACCGAGCACCGAACCCAUUACAUGAAUAUGGGAACUUGAAUUUGUUGAUUAAGGCAGGUUGUAAUGCUGCGGACGGGAACCAGCCCGGGGAUCCUCUCAAAGCGGCUACUUUGAUCGUGGAAGCUGUCAGAGGUCAGGGUCGAUGCACUGGCAAAGAACUUCCCUUUAGGCUUCCAGUGGGUCCCGACGCAAUAACUGCGAUAAGAGAAAAUUCGUUCGCAAAGCUAAGGAUCUGUGAUGAGUGGGAGGUUUUUGCAUCCAACACCAAUUUUUGA
Messenger RNA from Penicillium macrosclerotiorum, 855 nucleotides. RefSeq lists its product as uncharacterized. Lineage: Eukaryota; Fungi; Ascomycota; Eurotiomycetes; Eurotiales; Aspergillaceae. The coding region runs from base 1 to 855 and encodes 284 amino acids. The record is from RefSeq and is a predicted model, not a curated record. The transcript is spliced from 3 exons.